Cercocebus atys (sooty mangabey) is the source of this 5679-nucleotide messenger RNA. It is a transcript of the gene SUGP2, whose product is annotated as SURP and G patch domain containing 2. Gene Ontology annotation, biological process: RNA processing. Gene Ontology annotation, cellular component: nucleoplasm. The coding region runs from base 83 to 3220 and encodes 1045 amino acids. The transcript has 11 exons. The record is from RefSeq and is a predicted model, not a curated record. Gene Ontology annotation, molecular function: RNA binding. Lineage: Eukaryota; Metazoa; Chordata; Mammalia; Primates; Cercopithecidae.
GCGGCCCGCGCCGGCGCACCAGGACUCGGCGGCGGCUUGCGCCUGCGCGGCGCGGCGCUGCGGAGACCGUUGGUUCAUUUGCAUGUCCCCGCCUCGCGCGGCGGCGGCGGCGGGGCAAAAUAACAUGGCAGCCAGACGAAUUACACAGGAGACUUUUGAUGCUGUAUUACAAGAAAAAGCCAAGCGAUACCACAUGGAUGCCAGCGGUGAGGCUGUAAGCGAAACUCUUCAGUUUAAAGCUCAAGAUCUCUUAAGGGCAGUCCCAAGAUCCAGAGCAGAGAUGUAUGAUGAUGUCCACAGCGAUAGCAGAUACUCCCUCAGUGGAUCUGUAGCUCACUCGCGAGACGCCGGAAGAGAAGGCCUGAGAAGUGACGUAUUUCCAGGGCCUUCCUUCAGAUCAAGCAACCCUUCCAUCAGUGAUGACAGCUACUUUCGCAAAGAAUGUGGCCGGGAUCUGGAAUUUUCUCACUCUGAUUCUCGGGACCAGGUCAUUGGCCACCGGAAAUUGGGACAUUUCCGUUCUCAGGACUGGAAAUUUGCGCUCCGUGGUUCUUGGGAGCAAGACUUUGGCCAUCCAGUUUCUCAAGAGUCCUCCUCUUGGUCACAGGAGUAUAGUUUUGGUCCCUCUGCAGUGUUGGGAGACUUUGGAUCUUCCAGACUGAUUGAGAAAGAGUGUUUGGAGAAGGAGAGUCGGGAUUAUGACGUGGACCAUCCUGGGGAGGCUGACUCUGUGCUCAGGGGCAGCAGUCAAGUCCAGGCCAGAGGCCGAGCUUUAAACAUCGUUGACCAGGAAGGUUCCCUCCUAGGAAAGGGGGAGUCUCAGGGCCUGCUCACAGCUAAGGGGGGUGUUGGGAAACUUGUCACAUUGAGAAAUGUGAGCACAAAAAAAAUACCCACCAUGAAUCGUAUUACUCCCAAAACUCAGGGCACUAACCAAAUCCAGAAAACCACUCCAAGUCCUGAUGUGACCCUGGGGACAAACCCAGGGACAGAAGAUAUCCAGUUCCCCAUUCAGAAGAUCCCUCUGGGGCUGGAUCUGAAGAAUCUUCGGCUCCCCAGAAGAAAGAUGAGCUUUGACAUCGUAGAUAAGUCUGAUGUUUUUUCAAGAUUUGGGAUAGAAAUAAUCAAAUGGGCAGGAUUCCACACCAUAAAAGAUGAUAUUAAAUUUUCCCAGCUUUUCCAGACUCUCUUUGAACUUGAAACAGAAACCUGUGCUAAAAUGCUUGCCUCAUUCAAAUGUUCCUUAAAACCAGAGCACAGAGAUUUUUGCUUUUUUACUAUCAAAUUUUUAAAGCACUCUGCUUUGAAAACACCCAGAGUUGAUAAUGAGUUUUUAAACAUGCUUUUAGACAAAGGUGCUGUGAAGACCAAAAAUUGCUUUUUUGAAAUCAUAAAGCCCUUUGACAAGUACAUAAUGAGACUUCAAGACCGGCUUCUGAAGAGUGUCACACCUCUGCUUAUGGCCUGCAAUGCCUACGAGCUGAGUGUCAAGAUGAAGACCCUCAGUAACCCCCUGGACUUGGCUCUUGCCCUAGAAACCACCAAUUCUCUCUGCCGGAAGUCUUUGGCCCUUUUGGGACAGACAUUCUCCUUGGCCUCUUCUUUCCGGCAAGAGAAAAUCUUAGAAGCUGUCGGCCUGCAAGAUAUAGCUCCAUCACCUGCUGCAUUUCCAAACUUCGAAGACUCCACUUUGUUUGGGAGAGAGUACAUAGACCACCUGAAGGCCUGGCUAGUCAGCAGCGGGUGUCCCCUUCAGGUUAAGAAAGCCGAACCAGAGCCGACGCGAGAGGAGGAGAAAAUGAUUCCUCCUACCAAACCCGAAAUUCAGGCCAAGGCUCCAAGUAGUCUGAGUGAUGCUGUCCCCCAGCGAGCAGAUCACAAGGUAGCAGACACCAUCGACCAGCUUGUGAAACGUGUCAUCGAAGGCAGCCUGUCUCCCAAAGAGAGAACUCUUCUCAAAGAGGACCCUGCUUACUGGUUUUUAUCUGAUGAAAAUAGUCUGGAGUAUAAAUAUUACAAGCUGAAGUUGGCAGAAAUGCAGCGGAUGAGCCAGAACUUGCGAGGAGCCGACCAGAAGCCGACCUCGGCAGAGUGUGCAGUGCGGGCCAUGCUGUAUGCCCGGGCUGUCCGUAACCUCAAGAAGAAACUGCUUCCGUGGCAGCGGCGGGGGCUCCUCCGUGCUCAAGGGCUCCGGGGCUGGAAGGCAAGGAGAGCGACCACUGGGACCCAGACCCUCCUAUCCUCAGGCACCAGGCUGAAACACCACGGCCGGCAGACUCCAGGCCUCUCACAGGCAAAACCAUCCCUGCCAGACAGAAAUGAUGCUGCCAACAAGGACUGCCCGCCAGACCCAGUUGGACCCUCUCCUCAGGACCCCAGCUCAGAAGCCUCAGGUCCAUCCCCCAAGCCAACAGGAGUGGACAUCUCUGAAGCACCUCAGACCUCUUCUCCCUGCCCAUCUGCUGACAUUGACAUGAAGACAAUGGAGACUGCAGAGAAACUGGCUAGAUUUGUUGCUCAGGUGGGACCAGAGAUCGAACAAUUCAGCAUAGAAAACAGCACCGAUAACCCUGACCUGUGGUUUCUACAUGACCAAAAUAGUUCUGCUUUCAAAUUCUAUCGAAAGAAAGUGUUUGAACUAUGUCCAUCAAUUUGUUUCACAUCAUCUCCGCACAACCUUCACACUGGUGGUGGUGACACUGCGGGUUCUCAGGAGAGCCCCGUGGACCUCAUGGAAGGGGAAGGAGAGUUUGAAGAUGAGCCCCCUCCGCGGGAGGCUGAGCUGGAAAGCCCAGAGGUGAUGCCUGAGGAGGAGGAGGAGGACGAUGAGGAUGGCGGAGAGGAGGCCCCUGCUCCCGGAGGGGCGGGCAAGUCUGAGGGCAGCACCCCUGCCGAUGGCCUUCCCAGUGAGGCUGCCGAGGACGACCUGGCUGGAACACCUGCCCUGUCACAGGCCACCUCAGGUACCUGCUUCCCCCGGAAGAGGAUCAGCAGCAAGUCGUUGAAGGUUGGCAUGAUUCCAGCUCCCAAGAGAGUAUGUCUCAUCCAGGAGCCAAAAGUCCAUGAACCAGUUCGAAUUGCCUAUGACAGGCCUCGGGGUCGUCCCAUGUCCAAAAAGAAGGGCCCAGGUCGUGCGCAGUUCCCAGGAGGGCCUGACGGAUGCCCUGUUUCUCAUCUCAUCCGAAACCCAAGGACUUGGACUUCGCCCAGCAGAAGCUGACCGAUAAGAACCUGGGCUUCCAGAUGCUGCAGAAGAUGGGCUGGAAGGAGGGCCAUGGCCUGGGCUCCCUCGGAAAGGGCAUCCGGGAGCCGGUCAGCGUGUACGCAGCAGGCAGCCUGGGGUGGGAGUGGGUGGGGCCUCAGUCCUUCCACCUGCAGCCUGACCUUGGCUCCCUCACGCCCAAGGUGACUUACAGCUGGCAAUUGAUUUUUGUUUUUUAAACAAAAGGCAUCUUCAGAUGAGAAGCUGAUCAUUUACAUAUGCAGGUGUUUACAGGGCUCCUUUCUGUCCUGCUGUAGAUUUUUUAACCAGCUUGUUGGCCCUGGUCAUUUUGUCCUCAUUUGUUAUCAUCGUAAAAGCUAAGUGGUAUUUCUGUGUAGUUUUGGCCUGGAACCACUUUCCCAUUCCCGGGAACCCAUAGCCGGGCCAGCCAGGGUCCUGAACACAGGCCCAAAGUUUAUUAAACCCCAAUCGUAACAUCCAGCAGGCAUUUCAUUUAAUACUGAGCUUAGUGCCUGCUGGGUAAGGCAUUCCAAGGUAACCAGGGCCCUCUGGGCACCCCCUCAAAAGCCAGCUCUUCUUCGAGGGUGAGUACUCCUUGUUUCCACUGUGAGUCGUGUCUUGAUUUUCCCUCUCUUUGAUGUCUCAGUGUGUGUCCCAAACACCUGCAUCUCAUGGACUGUUUGUGCCCAUGCCCAGUUCCUGGCAUGCCAGGCCCUGGGCUCAGGUGCACAACUGACUCUCUUUUUCACUCCUUAGGGGAACCCCCUCAGAAGGGGAAGGGUUGGGUGCUGACGGGCAGGAGCACAAAGAAGACACAUUCGAUGUGUUCCGGCAGAGGAUGAUGCAGAUGUACAGACACAAGCGGGCCAACAAAUAGGUAUGUUUACGGGACAGUGCAUAAGGCCCUCCGCCCUCACCGGCGUGCUGGUAUGCAGAGAAAUUCCCCCAACAAAGUUGAUAUUCCCUGUUCCCCCAAAAAUGCCACACACAAAAAAAUCACAAAAUUCUGUGAGGGAAACAAAAGGGUCUCUGGAUGCGGAUAUGCCCCAUUCUUACAUUCCAGGUUUGCUGAAGGAGCAAACCUCAUGUUGGCCAAGGGCAGCUGCACGUGGCCUGCCUGGUGCCCUGGUUGUGAGCCCCUCGAAGCCUCUAGGCCAGGCUCCGUGGAUGUGCGCGUGGAAAUAGGCCACGCCUGUCUCUUCUCUUGCUCAAGUUUUCUCUCACAGAUGAGGGCCACCUACCACAUAACAUGACCAGCAAACGGAUUGUUUAGUCCAGAGGGCCUUGCCAUCAUGCAAGUGGAAGGCCGACUGUGACAGCCACCGCCACAGAGGAUGGCAGUUAGCUGUGUCCCUUUGUGAGGGUCUUCAAAUCCUUUUCCUUCUGCAGGGCCUCGGGCCUGUAAAUAUCCUCAUCUUUCUACUUUUUUUUUUUUUUUAGUUGUCCCUCUCACCUAAUUUCCAACUCAGUUUUGAACAAAAUCGUUCUCUUCCUGAAUAGAUCAAAACCACUGAUGAGAAAGAUAAGCCUUGAAGCAGCAAUUGCUCUUAAAACAUCAUCCCUGCCCUGGAUCGGCCUGGAGCCAGUGCCCAAGUACGGUUUGCUUCCAUGUUGGCCGUGGGUCAGGUGAAUGGAUGGAGCUCCGAGCGGGGCUCGGCCCGCUGGCCCGAGCGAGGCACACACACCUACAGCGUGGAUCAAGCUCGCUCUCUCCAGCAUCGCCCUGACCAUUCCAUGUGCUUUGUCCUAGCAUGUUAAUUCUUGACUUUCUCCACUUCAUUUUACUAAAAAGUUAAAUGCUUUAGGAAUUUGUGGUGUGUGGCCACUGACCACCCCCCACCUCCUGCCGCUCCUCCAAGUUUGAGCUGAGAUGGUUCUGUGAGUCCUUGGCAGGGGUCAGAGGGCACACCUCCUUGAACCUAGAAAGUCCCUACACUCUCAGAGGACGCCUCUCCUGUGGAUUCAGCGCUGGGGCAGUGAAGGUGUCGGGAGCCAGCAGAGCAUGGUGCGUGCUGCCAGCUGCCGGCCGGCCGGGAUAGAGGAGAUGCCACUGGCCCUCCGUGCCCCCAGCCCCUCCCUCUUAAUCGAGGCUGCCCUUGCUCUCUGCAGAGGCCACUCUGCAGGAUCCUCAUGUCGCGCGUGACGUGUGGUGGCACAGCCGUGUCAAAGUCACAGUGUCUUUUCUGUCGUUCUAGUUCCAGGGUCACCCCCGAGAGGACAACAGGCAUCUGGAAGUGCUCUCUCGCCACUCUGGGUGCUUACUGUCUCUGGCUUGUUUCCAUCACUGGAAAUCACUUAGAGAAUUGUAGUGUUUUUGGUCCUUGAUAAAGCCUAGAAGACAUUUGUGAUGUUACAAAAUGGAAGUUUUCUUUUGUUUCUGUUUUUUAAGAUCUAAGAAGUUGUGAAUGUUGUUAAUCAUUUAGCCGUUGCAAUAAAUGUAGAGGAAAUGCAGUGUG